Drosophila subobscura is the source of this 2776-nucleotide messenger RNA. RefSeq lists its product as uncharacterized. Lineage: Eukaryota; Metazoa; Arthropoda; Insecta; Diptera; Drosophilidae. The coding region runs from base 599 to 2713 and encodes 704 amino acids. The transcript is spliced from 5 exons. The record is from RefSeq and is a predicted model, not a curated record. Gene Ontology annotation, cellular component: mitochondrion. Gene Ontology annotation, biological process: protein phosphorylation; positive regulation of mitochondrial fission; regulation of apoptotic process. Gene Ontology annotation, molecular function: ATP binding; protein serine/threonine kinase activity.
AAUAUUCUUGCUCCAAAUCCGCCAGAAACGGCAAAUAUACGAACUAACAAGUGUCUCUGGGCAUUGCCAGCAACAUUUUUCCACCCAGUGCAACGAAUCCGUGAUUAUAACCGACACUAGUGCCGUACACACUCGAUUAUCUAACGACAAUAUUUUUGGCUUUAACUUGUGUUUGUAUUUGCUUUCGACCAGAUUUCGAUUCAACGUGCUGUGCUUCAAGUAGGCAGAACCUCGGACAACAUAGCAACCAUUUCAGGGCCGGCAUGGGCACUCGUAAAUUUACAGUCUAAAAAGAAAAUUCUAUCAAGCACAACACAAUAAGAAAUCUAAAAAAAAAAUCAGUUUCGCCCCCAUAUUUUUUUCGUUAUUGCAAUUUAGUUCAUGGUUCAUUUUACGACGCAAAAACAUAGACACACACAUACACACACUCCCUCCAGACUGCAGCAGCUGUUUUGCAGACGAACGAUAUCGAUUACACACGCGAUUACCAUCGUACAGUAAAUACUGAAGGGCAGGGCGCCCCCGCAGUGGCGUUGAACGUUUAUAGGAAAAUAAGAAUAAAGGCAGCACAGUACUACGACGGCAGCCGCAGGGAAAGAUGUCUGUGAGACUGUUGACCGUGCGACUGAUCAAACAUGGUCGCUACAUUCUGCGCAGCUACUGUCACCGUGAGAUACACGCCAACAUUUUGGAGCCAAACCCUUUGAAAACACGCAGCAAGCGAGGCUUUCCCCUACCAUCCUCCAGCGCCGCGGCAAAUGCAACGCGGAAUGCGCCACAGCAGGUGGCCAGAUCGGCACCAUCGCCGGUCAGUGUCCUGCCCCGCAAUGGCGUCCCGUCCAGUGGCAGCGGCAGUGGCCUCUUCCGCAUCGGCCAGCAGGCGCGCAAGCUCUUCAUCGACAACAUCUUGAGUCGCGUCACCACAAACUACUCGGAGGAGCUGCGCAAGCGGGCCACACGCAAGCUCUUCUACGGCGACUCGGCGCCGUUCUUUGCUCUGAUUGGUGUGAGCCUGGCCACCGGCUCGGGUGUGCUCAGCAAGGAGGAUGAGCUCGAGGGCGUUUGCUGGGAGAUACGCGAGGCUGCCAGCCGCCUGCAGAACGCCUGGAACAAGGACGAGAUCUCCGAGACGCUCAACAGCAACUUCACCAUCGACGACCUCGAAGUGGGUGCGCCCAUAGCCAAAGGCUGUGCGGCCGUUGUCUACGCGGCCAACUUCAAGAAGAGCCAAAAAGAGAGCUCAGAGCUCGGCUCUGAUCCCGAGGUGCCGCCCGUGCCUUCAGCUGUGCCCACAGCGGCCAGUGCAUCGACUGUGUGGCGUCACGAGCUGAUGACGCCGCUGCAGAAUAUGUCGCGAUUUGUGCACAACUUUGGCGGCUCUGUGGACAACAUCCUGAGCUACAGUCAACCCUCGGCGGCGAGCGAUUUUGUGGGCGCCAUGAGGCGCGAACAGGAGCUGGAGACCGAGCGGGAGACCGAGCCAGCUGGCGUAUCCCCUGCAAUGAGUCCACGGCUGGCUGGCAAAUUGGAGAGCUCCAUUGACGCCUACCCGCUGGCCCUCAAGAUGAUGUUCAACUACGACAUCCAGAGCAACGCCCUGUCCAUACUCCGGGCCAUGUACAAGGAGACGGUGCCGGCGCGCCAGCGGCGCAUGAACACAGCGGCCGAGGAGUGGGAGCGCCUGCUGCAGAACCAAACGCUGGUGCUGCCGCCGCAUCCGAAUAUCGUCUGCAUGUUCGGCUUCUUCUGCGACGAAGUGCGCAACUUUCCCGACGGCCAUCUGCUCUACCCGAUCGCCCAGCCGCAGCGCAUCAAUCCGCAGGGCUAUGGCCGCAACAUGUCGCUCUACCUGCUGAUGAAGCGCUACGAUCACAGCCUGCGCGGCCUGCUCGACACGCAGGAGCUGAGCACGCGCACGCGCAUCCUGCUGCUGGCCCAAAUGCUCGAGGCCGUCACCCAUCUCAGCCGCCACGGUGUGGCCCAUCGCGACCUGAAGUCGGACAAUGUGCUCAUCGAGCUGCAGGACGACAAGUCGCCGGUGCUGGUGCUGUCCGACUUUGGCUGCUGCUUGGCGGACAAGGUGCAUGGCCUGCGGCUGCCCUACGUCUCGCACGAUGUCGACAAGGGCGGCAAUGCGGCUCUGAUGGCGCCAGAGAUAUUCAACACGAUGCCGGGCCCCUUUGCGGUGCUCAACUACGGCAAGGCCGAUCUGUGGGCCUGCGGCGCGCUGGCCUACGAGAUCUUCGGCAUGCGCAAUCCCUUCUACUCGUGCAGCGGCGGGCUGGCGCACGAGCGCGGCGAGCUCACUUAUUCGCUGCGGAACAGCGACUACAAGCAGGAGCAGCUGCCGCCCAUGAGCGACGCCUGCCCGCCGCUGCUGCAGCAGCUCGUCUACAACAUCCUCAAUCCCAGCCCGUCCAAGCGGGUCAGUCCGGACAUUGCGGCCAAUGUGGUGCAGCUGUUCCUCUGGGCGCCAUCCAACUGGCUCAAGGCUGGCGGCAUGCCCAACAGCUCCGAGAUUCUGCAGUGGCUGCUCUCGCUUACCACCAAGAUUAUGUGCGAGGGUCGCCCGCAGCUGCACCCGAGCGCCGGCGCUGCCACAGGACAGCGCGCCUAUGUGGAAUACUUGCUGAUCUGCAGCUUCCUGGCGCGCGCACGGCUGCGUCGCAUUCGCGGCGCCCUCAACUGGAUUCAGAAUGUGGUGGCCCCAUAGACGCAGAUGCUUCGUCUUACUUGUUACUCUGAUAAAAUCAAAUGGAAAAGCGUGUGAUACCUA